AUGGCACCCUGGAUACGAGGCGCCCUGCUAAGCCUCGCACCUCCAGAGCUCUUGGGUGUUACCUCUGGCCGGAGCCACUUACUGGUGCCUGUGUCCCAGGACUUGUCGAUCGACUUGUUGGAGGCUGGGCUUUCUGAACAAGAGCGUUUUGUGGAUGCUGCUUUGGAUGCACCGGUGGACUUGCCCGUGGCAGCCGCCGCCAGUGAUCCUUACGGUGUGGUCUUGUGGCCUGCUGCCCAAGUGGUCGCUGCUGUCCUGGUGGCGCUGCUGUUGAAGGACUCCUCUCGCCGCCACGUCCUCGAGCUUGGUUCCGGCACCGGGCUUUGUGCCCUCUCAGCCGCCGGCCUGCAGCCAACGGUGCCCCCGGGCGGAACGGUGGCCGUGCUGGCCACGGACUACCGGGAGGAACCGCUGGAACUGUUGCGGCAGGCGGUGCCGUUGAACGAACAGCGGCUGGGACAGCCCUUGGAGAUCGCCACGCGCUGUUUGGAUUUCACCUGUGAGCCCUUGCCUCACACGGACGUCCUGGUGGCCGCCGGCCUGCUGUACCUUCGCUCUACCUCCGAAGCACUGGCUGCAGGAUGCCUCUCCGCGCUCCAACAUGGGGCCCAUGUCUUGGUGGGAGACACCCAGCGCCCGGGGCGGCCCUUCUUCCUUCGUGCGCUGGCGCAUGCGCUCGGGAAAGCGGUGCACUUCGAGACGGUGGAGGGAUGGAGCUUAGCGCUGCCGAGGAAAACGGAGCCGCGACCCGGUCGGUGCAGAAGCUUUGAGGGCUUCUUGGAGAGGAAAGGAAACACCGUCGCCGUUCCGGUCGCCUUGUUGGGCACAGCUGGGCCGCCGCCGCUCGGAGAGGAAGAGUCAGAAGGGGGUGCUGCAGCCGCAGCGUUGUUGGCUCCAGUUGUGCGGCCGCAGGCGGUCCACGCGGUCGCCUCGGCGGGCGAGAUUCCUUGGGGGGAGCCGAAGCGCGCGAAGACCUCCUUGGCGCUCCUGGCCGAUGAGUUCACCCGCGCCUUUCAGCGCACGCAGUGGGGCGUCAACGGCCGCGUGGAGCCGAAGUUCUUCGAUGACAACUUCGUGUUCCGCGACCCAGACGUGACCACCAAUGGCAUUCAAGCGUAUUCCAAAGGCACCGGAGCGGUGCUCUCCAACUGCCAGGCGGAUGCCAUUGACGUGCAGCUCUUCGAGCCAGAUCGCUUCGCCAUCCGCUGGCGCAUCGCGGGGACGGCCAACGUGCCCUUUCCCGGGCUGAGGAUUAAGCCCUACAUUGUCACCAGCACCUUCACGGUGAACUCGCAGGGCCUCGUGGACUCGGAGACUGAUAGUUUCUCGAUCCCCACCUGGGAUCUGCUGCUCUCCGCCGUGGCUCCCUGGCUGCCCGGCCUGGCGCCGCCGGAGCCGCCGGUGCAGUCGCCCUAUGCCUAG
Messenger RNA from Durusdinium trenchii, 1422 nucleotides. NCBI's taxonomy places the organism in Eukaryota, Dinophyceae, Suessiales, Symbiodiniaceae. The record is from the annotation of a GenBank genome assembly.